AUGAGUACUGAAGAGGUCGUCAUCUUCGUAGUUCUCCUCGUUGCAUUCUGUUUUACCGUCGCUCACCCCUUUUUCGUUGCUGGUUGUAUCGCAGCAUUUGUUGGCUAUAUUCUCUAUUUCGCUCCUAAACUGGAAACUUCCCAAUGUGCGCCGGAGGGCACUUCUUCGUGCGAUCAUGGAGGAUUUAAGGAUAUCAGCUCUGUGUCAAAGAUAAGUACAAGAUCUGAUACCGACGGGGCCAUCCAUAUAAUGCCCAUCGAUCAGAUACCGAAAGAAUAUGAGCGAGAUGCGUCGACUAAACUCAGUUCUGUUAACGCAGUUCAACAAUUGAAUAAGAAGUCGCAGAGGGAAAUACUUGCUGAAAUCGAAGCCGCAGAGGAACAAGAAAAAUUCAGCAAACUGCUGCUCACAUACCAAGUGCCGAAUAUGACUGCUUAUUAUGAGAGUCUAGUAAAGGUCCUACAAAAGUGA
Molecule: messenger RNA, 471 nt
Organism: Necator americanus (New World hookworm)
Lineage: Eukaryota; Metazoa; Nematoda; Chromadorea; Rhabditida; Ancylostomatidae
Exons: 1
Coding region: 1-471 (156 amino acids)
Source: RefSeq, a predicted model, not a curated record